CCAAUCGUUGUACGGCCGACAAGGGACGAACUUCCGGUGACUUUUCGAAGCAUAGCACCGGCGCGGCGACCGUUGGACGUUAAAGCAUUGUCGGAUUUUCUGUCGGCGAGGACGUAUCACCAACACUUUACAUUUUUUUGGAUCGUCUGGAGUAGCUAUGGCGUUCAGGAGCCGAGCCGUUAAUAUCAAUGUUGCUAACCAGGAGAAUGUCAAGAAUGUCAAAUCUAUGACAUUAGUACCAGGUCAAAGGAGAGCAGCUCUUGGAGAGAUAGGCAACAAAGUAAACAACCAUAGAACUAAUGAUUUGACAGGGAAAGCUAGUCAAAUUACCAAGGACAAAGUUCUGUUAAAGAAACCAGUGAUAUCCAAGCAAGUGCAAAUUAAAGUCGAUAAGUUUGAAAAGCUUGAGAAGCCAGUGCAGAAGGCACCAGUGCAAAUAGUAAAGCCUGUUCCAAAAACUGAAGUGCAUGUUGAUAACCGGCUGCUGGCAGAGGCUAACAAAAAUGAGACUGAUAGCAAUGCCAAUAAGAAGGACUCUGAUUCCAAUGUUGCUAAGAAAGAGACAGACUCCUUUUCCACGGAUCUGAUAACAAUUGAAGAUAUUGACGAAGAGGAUAGAAAAAAUCCCAUCCUUGUUUCUGUAUAUAGUAACGAUAUUUAUGCACAUCUGAGGGAUCUGGAAGUACUAUUCCCUGUCAAAGAAAAAUAUUUACAAGGUCAAGAAGUUACUCCCAAAAUGAGGUGUGUGCUGGUCGAUUGGCUGAUUGAAGUUCAUGAACAGUUUCACUUAAUGCAAGAAACACUUUACUUAACUAUUGCAAUCAUUGAUCGUUUUCUGCAGGACUUCAAACUAAUCACUCGUAAAAGGCUACAAUUGGUUGGAGUCACAGCUAUGUUCAUAGCCAGCAAAUAUGAAGAAAUGUAUUCUCCAGACAUUAGUGACUUUGUGUACAUUACAGACAAUGCUUACACAAAAGGAGAAAUAUUGCAGAUGGAACUGCUCAUCAUUAAGACUCUCAACUUUUCAUUUGGAAGGCCAUUACCAUUGCAUUUUCUUAGGAGAUACAGCAAAGCUGGCAAGGCUUUGCCAGUACAUCAUACACUGGCAAAAUAUUUCUUGGAGCAAAGUUUAGUUUACUAUGAAGUCUGUCACCACCCACCAAGUCUUAUUGCUGCUGCUGCACUCUAUCUUUCUUUCCUGUUGUUGGGGAAUGACAAUCUUCAGGAUGGUGAAGUCAUCUGGACAAAAACUCUGGUGCACUACAGCACGUAUAGAGUGAAGGACGUUUUGCCAGUGGUGAAAGAGAUUUCCGUGAUAAUGAUCAACGCGGAAAAGAGCAAGUAUCAGGCCGUGCGAAGGAAAUACACCAAUCCUAAGCAUAUGAAAAUCAGUCUCCGUCCGGAAUUGAAGUCUCCGACUUUGCAAGCUUUGGCGAAUCAUAGGAUCGAAUAAUAUUAAUUUUGUAACAUAGUACAAUGGAGUGUAUACAUAGUUGCGAUGCAUGCGAUGGAUUUAUUGAGUGACAUUGUGAGUGCCGUUUCGUCAGCAUUACAAAAAACUAAAUUUUUAUCGAGUUCUUCCGCUAACGCUCUUUACAAGUGCCCAAAUUUGCGGAGGUAUUGAUUCUUUAAUUUUUUUAAUAUUGUACUUUAACUUCAUAAUUACAUUGACAGCCAUGAGUCUAUUCCUAAAUUUUUUGCUGUUUUUGAUCACCUUUCUAUAAUUUUUUAUGAUCGUUGAUCUUAAUGACAGGUUAAUAUUUUUGAUAGUUAAUUUACAAAUUAAAAAAAUAAUUCAAAUAAUACAAUUCCGUUCCAUUUAAAUUAUUAAAAUACGAGAUUGUGUGGCUGUCUUGAGUGCAUUAUUCCAUUCUUGAUAUUAUUACUAAUUAUCCACAGCCUUAUAGAAAAAAUGACUGAUGGAAGUGCAUUUUUUCAUUAUAAAAUGCUUGUUAAAACAUUUUUACAUGAUAAUUAAAAAUUUUUUAUACAUUUUCAACGUGAAUAUAGUAUUAAUUUUGUACUUGGUAUAGUCAAAUAUUUUUAAUCAAAAUACAACGUUAAGUACGAAGAUUUUUGUAUCGUAAAGACUUAUCAUUAUUCUUUUAUUUCAAAAGUACUAAUUAAUAACAAAAAAAGUGCAUGUGUACAUUACAGAAAAUAUUUUGAUGAAAAUAUUUGUUACGCGAUCGAUAAAAUUUUUAAUAUACAUGAUUAUUACAUGAUUUCAAAAUAAAAAAUAAAUUAUAGAUGUAAAACUGAAAUUAUUUUAUAAGACUUGCAAAAAAUCGCAAUAAAAAGUUUGUGAUUUUAAAAUUUCACUUUGAUCAAAAUUUUUCCCUAUCAGAUUAGUUACAAAUACUAAUAUUGUAUACUUGUAUCUAUUAAUAUAUUUGUGUGUGUGGAAGAUUUCGUCUGAUCGUGUUAUGUAAAAUAUCUUAUGUUUUGUAAAUAAAUGCGUAAGCGUUAAAUAGAGUAUU
Phymastichus coffea is the source of this 2480-nucleotide messenger RNA. Its product is annotated as G2/mitotic-specific cyclin-B. Gene Ontology annotation, molecular function: cyclin-dependent protein serine/threonine kinase regulator activity. The record is from RefSeq and is a predicted model, not a curated record. Bases 158 to 1453 code for a protein of 431 amino acids. Gene Ontology annotation, biological process: mitotic cell cycle phase transition; regulation of cyclin-dependent protein serine/threonine kinase activity. The transcript is spliced from 5 exons. Gene Ontology annotation, cellular component: cytoplasm; cyclin-dependent protein kinase holoenzyme complex; nucleus. Lineage: Eukaryota; Metazoa; Arthropoda; Insecta; Hymenoptera; Eulophidae.